This is a messenger RNA of Manis javanica (Malayan pangolin), 3561 nucleotides long. RefSeq names its product Myb/SANT DNA binding domain containing 7 (gene MSANTD7). NCBI's taxonomy places the organism in Eukaryota, Metazoa, Chordata, Mammalia, Pholidota, Manidae. The record is from RefSeq and is a predicted model, not a curated record.
GCCGGGCUGAUGUGGUUGCUAAUGAUGCAGGUGACAGAGUUACUCCAGCUGUUGUGGCUUACUCAGAAAAUGAAGAGGUUGUUGGAUUGGCAGCCAAACAAAGUAGAAUAAGAAAUAUUUCAAAUACAGUAAUGAAAGUAAAACAGAUUCUUGGCAGAAGCCAGAAAUGCGGUCCUUGGACCCGGCUUCUCAGCAAUUAGCCUUGAGAGGGAAGAAUCGGCUGGCUCCUGGAAACACACUGAGAGUACAGAGCUUCCCCACACCAUCAGAUUUGCACCUUGCUGCCGAGGAACUUCCUUCAGCUAGCCUUCCUUCCCAGUCCACUAUGGCCAGUUCUAAUAGUAGUGCAGGCAUCCGGUGGUCCCGGCAGGAGACAAGAACUCUUCUCUCCAUACUAGGCGAGGCAGAGUAUAUUCAGCGCCUCCAGACUGUGCAUCACAAUGCAGAUGUCUAUCAGGCUGUGUCUAAGCGAAUGCAGCAGGAAGGCUUUCGCCGCACCGAACGUCAGUGCCGCUCCAAAUUUAAAGUUCUGAAGGCAUUAUAUUUAAAGGCAUAUGUUGCCCAUGCCACCAGUAUGGGUGAUCCACCACACUGCCCAUUUUAUGAUACAUUGGAUCAGCUUCUCCGAAAUCAGAUAGUGACUGACCCAGACAACUUAAUGGAGGAUGCUGCUUGGGCCAAGAACUGUGAUCAGAACUUAGUGGCCUCUGACACCCCAAGGGAAGAGGGAACAAGCAUUCUGAGAGCAAAAAGGACUCAUGCUGCAGAUCAUCAGCCUAUCUUGAAAACAGUUAAGGAAUCAGAUGAGGAUUGUCAACUGAGAAUCAGUGACCUGAUGCAAGAAACCAGUGACCUUGAGGACUCCUGGGAUGAAUCCUUGGGUGCAGGGUGCUCUCAAGGGACCCCCAGCUACAGCAGUUCCCACCACCUUUUCAGAGGUGCAGUUGCUCCCUGUCAGAGCAGCCCCAUGACCAGAAUGGGUGUGUCCAGCGAGCCCAGUCCCUGCGCCAGCUCCAGCCAGGACACUCCUGGGAGGGCCUGCACACGGCGACCUCCAGUCUCCUCCAGAGUCCCUUUUCUUUCUGGUGGGGAUAGGCCUUUGACCAGUGAGCCCCCUCCAAGGUGGGCAAGGCGAAGAAGGCGAUCAGUGGCCAGGACAAUUGCAGCUGAGUUGGCAGAAAACAGGAGAUUGGCACGAGAACUUUCAAAGCGUGAGGAAGAAAAAUUGGACAGGCUGAUCGCCAUUGGCGAAGAGACCAGUGCUCAGCAGGAUGCUGCCAACGAGCUCCGCAGGGAUGCUGUGGUCGCAGUCAGACGCUUGGCAACAGCAGUGGAGGAGGCAACUGGUGCUUUUCAGCUAGGGCUUGAAAAAUUGCUCCAGAGGCUAAUCUCAAAUACCAAAAGUUAGGAACUGGUUACACAAGGGUGUAUUUCCUAAACUACUAGAUGCCCGGUUCAGCACCUGCCUUCUGCUUCCUUGUCCAUGUCCUCAGAAAAAGAAGAGUGGAUGAACCAUUAAUGUGCAGAAUAGUAGGAACAUACAUGCUAGUUAUUUUUCCCAAACUUCUCUGCUAAUUGAAAGACCUUUCAGAUGUGUGUGAGAGGUGGCCUAGUAGAAAACUGAUGGAGCCAGGUCCAGAGAACAAGUUAGCUGGGGCUUUGUCACUGAUGUGAGGCAGUUUAGUUUACCUCAUAUACCAGUUUCCUCAUCUGUAAAAUGGGGGCUACGUAAUAAUUCCUGACCUGCCUACCUCACAGGGUUGUUGUGAGGAUCAGAUGGCCAAUAGAUGUGAAAGGGUUUAAACGUUUAAAAGCACUAUAUAUGUGUAAGUUAUUAAUGUAUAUAACCUUGGCCAAAGUAAGGCAAGGGUGAGGCGCAUUAGUUGACAGGAUGUAGAAUUAUGGUUGUGUACUGUGACCUCAUUGCUUGAGUCAUUACUAGUUAAACUUGACUGCUUCCCAGAGUUAAAGAUCUUCGUUUUUUAAAAUCCUUCUUAACUCAUUAGACUAAUAGACACAACGUGUAUUUGUACCUGUAUUUCAUAUUUUCACUGCUGUGUCUGUGACACUUACUAGUAAGCACUCAGUAGUUCAACCAUCUUUCCCACCAUUUUACUGGUUGUUAUUCUCAUCACAGUAAGGAUAUAUUCAGAACUGACAGGGAGUCACAAUUGUAUGUUAUGCUUUAUAUUGAUUAUCUUUGAUAGAAUUGGCUCUUUUAUAAAAUAUUAAGUGUAAGUAAAUACUUUGCAUUCCAUAUUAUUUGGGUCCCUUUAUAUACAUAACUAUAUAUCUUUAAGUUUGGGUUACCAUUGAACAUCAUGGAAACAAUUUGGAUUAUAUCAAUUUCCCAAAUGCUUUUAGCUAAUUUCAUUCUUUUCUGUUAGUCUUUUUCUGUCUAGUAUGUUACAGAAGGCAAGCCCUAGAAAGUUGUCUUCUAAAGAACUUUCCAAAGUCACUUUUUCUCAUUUGGUGUAGACAAAAGUUCACCUAGUUAAUGGCAAUAUGGUGGAAGAGAGCAGCUUUGGGAGCAAUUGAGGGUGAUGGGGAUAAACACUGCCGGCAUUAGAUAACUCCUUCUAAGCAUAGGCCCUCAACAGAAAAGCCCUCUUCCCACCCCCAAAAUACACACACACACACACUUCCUUUGGGGGAUCUCAAGGUGUUGAGCCCUAUUUCCAAUUUACUGUAGAAGGGGAGCCAUUAUUGGCCAUCAUUAAGUUAACUUAAAGCUUUUAGUGGUUUACUUAGUACUUUCAGGAAAUAAAAACAGAAGAUACGAACUUAAAAAGCUGUCCUCCAAUCUACAGGCUAAAAAAAAAUGGACAUAUUGGGAGUGGUUUAGUUUUAUAUUUUGUAGGCUUCGUUGCUUAUCUAAAUGGUGGAGUACACAUAGGUGAAGAAAUGGUCAAAACAAGUGAGAACAUACUUGGAACCAGGAACAGAUAGCAAGCAAGCAAGCUGCUCUGAUGAAUGGGUGAUAUAUGUAGGAGACAGCUGGUGUAGAAUACACUGGAAUCUAGUUAGAAUGCUUGGUUUCUAACCCUGUCAGUUUGUUACAUUGGGCAAAUCUCCUGCCCUUUUGUGCCUCAGUUUCUCUCUAAAAUGAGCGAUAUGUAUUAGAUGAGUUUUCUAGUACCUUCCAGUUUUAAAAAAAUUCUAUAGAAGUGACAUAACAAAAAAUGAAGUUUUACUUGUAACAUUUUCAGUUAUAGCAGCAUAUUAAUGUAUGUUUGAGAUACUGGUAACAAUUGUAUUUUAAGGAAGCAUUUUAUGGUGUUAAUAUUCAUUAGUGUAUCUUGAACUUCUGUAAGCACGCCAGACAUAGAUUCCUUGCUUUAAAGGAUCAUAUAUUAAGACAUUGCAAUGGAUAUAUAUGUAUGUGGAUAUAUAUGUAGUAUAUGUAUAUCACGUGCAUUUUCUCCAUUGUUUUUGGCCAUUAUAUGGAAGAAUUUGUGUUAUAAACAGAUAACACUAAUGUACAUAGGUAGACUUUCUGGGAAAACAGGAAAGUACUUGAAGGAGAGUUAGGCCUGUACUGUAUUAAUCUAUAAAUGGUAG